CUAGAAAAAUUCAUUUGAUAUUCACAGCUACAGUUGUAAUUAUAAUUAAAAAAAAACUUCAGUGACCAAGUAGAGAAAAGCAUCAGCCCUAAAAAUCGUUUAAAUUAUGAAAAACUCACGCACACUGUAAAUUUACACCAAGCCGUCAAGAUCAACUUAUCCUGUCUGUUAUUGGUUGCCACGGUUACGCUUGACGUCACGUUCCACCCUUACCCCUGCUAUCGGAGUUGGGCGAUUGGAGGAAACCCCGUGGAUGUGAAGCUAGUCUGAGACAGUGGACGACAGGGCAUCAGCCGAAGCAGAUCUGAGCAAGCGCUGCUUUGUAUUAGGUAUUAUCUCUACAGCAGUAAUAAAUCAUGGAUAGGAACUGUUACGUUCAGAAAGCCAAGCUUGCUGAGCAGGCUGAGAGAUAUGAUGAUAUGGCAGAAGCAAUGAAGAAUGUAACUGAAAUGGGUGCAGAGUUAUCUAAUGAGGAACGAAAUCUGCUGUCUGUUGCUUACAAGAAUGUGGUUGGAGCCCGUAGGUCCUCUUGGAGAGUUGUCUCUAGCAUCGAACAGAAGGCUGAUUGUGAUGAAAAAAAGCGCAUAGCCAAAAUGUAUAAGGAAAAAAUCGAAGCCGAGCUAAAAUCAACUUGUGGAAAUGUCUUGGGUAUCCUGAGAGGGCAUUUGAUUGAAAAGUCUACUCAACCAGAAAGCAAAGUCUUCUAUUUGAAAAUGGAAGGUGACUAUUGUCGAUACUUGGCUGAAGUGGCAAGUGAUGACAGAGCUAGCAUUGUGCAGGAGUCUCAGAACGCUUACCAGAAAGCAUCUGAAAUAUGCAAAAAGGAGAUGCAGCCAACACAUCCUAUUCGAUUAGGUCUUGCUUUAAACUUCUCAGUCUUCUAUUAUGAGAUUGUCGGUGACCCAGACACCGCUUGUAGUCUUGCAAAGACUGCUUUUGAUGAUGCAAUUGCAGAUCUUGAUACAUUGCAUGAAGAAUCUUACAAAGACAGCACACUAAUAAUGCAGUUACUGAGGGACAACCUAACUUUAUGGAGGUCAGAUGCAGAAGUAGAUGAAGCCCCGGGAGAUGAACCGUGUGCUCCAGAGGGGACAGAGCAGAAAGAAAACUAACCAGCCACUAUUUCGUUAUCAGAUUUAUAUAGAGACUGUCAUCCUUACUGUCUCAAAACAGUAGUUUGUCCUAGACCUUUGACAGGUUUCUGUUUUAAGGUUGCGUUCCCACAUGAUUUUGUUUAAUAUUUGGGGGUGGAGCAGACUUAAUACUAGGGGAAUCUUUUUUCCAGAAGGUGGGCAAUGAUGCAUCAGUAUGACAUUUACACACAAGUUUUAAUGUUUGUUGUCCAUUCUGUCAAGUACUACAUCAGAGGCCCAACGGAAUUGUUUUUCCAAGUCUGAAAAGAAAACUGUUUGCAGUAGCCGAGGAAAGCAGGAAGAUUCCAUGGUCUGUGCUAAAUUUCUACUGCAUGAGACAGUUUUUCUGCCACAGAUGAAGGGCAUUCACAUUCCAUUGUUUUUGUCCACAUUUUUGCAAAGUUGUUUGCAUUUAAAUUUAUCCACUUAUGAACAAAUUUCACAAAUCUGCAGUAAAUGUUUUUUGCUGUAUUUAUACCAUGUUUAUCAAGUAAAUCAGUAAAAUUAAACAAGUUUUUUUUCCUUUUGUAAUUUUACUUUUGGAUACUUAACAUGUAAUUGUUGAGCAUGUGGGGGAGUCAUAAAAGUAAUUUAAUAUCUGAAGAUUUUAUAUACAGAACCAGAAGUUUAGAAGUUUGAUGUAUGUGAAUUUAAUUUUAUAAGCAGGCUUGUGAUCUUACAGCUUUCUUGAGGUCAUUUCCCUUUGUCUAGUAAUUACAGAAGAAAGUUGUAAGCUGUGGUUGGAUUUUUUGAUUUCAUUGUUUGCAUCGUAAUUUAUGCACUCCAUUCACUUUGCGUACACACUCAUUUUUUAUUCUCCAGAGGUUUUGCAACGUUAAGCAUUUAUUUACCAAGUACCAUCUCUUUGAAUUAAGACGUCCUGUAGAACUAAAUUAGUUGAACUAAUAUGUUGUGCUGUGCCAGUACAGAUGUUACAUUUCUGCUGUUUAAUUCUACACAAUUUUUCAUCACUGACUUAAUACCCACGUUAUUCACUGCCUUCUAUUACAUGUAGAAAAAGCUUCUGCCUGUGAUAUAGCAUAAGAUAGGUUUUAUUGCAUUACAGUUGAUGGCAAACUUCGGUUUUAAAUUAAAUGGAAGUCACGUUCUUUACAGAUGCAUUCAGAGUUAUCAAUGCCAUAUUUCAAGACUGUUUUUAAAGCUUAAUUGCGAUUUCCGCAAGCUGUGAAUUGUUGCAUGCUCAAACCUAUGAAGCAAGCAGAGUUACUGAAACCCAGUUUUCCUUGUUGCAGAAUUUUGUCUUUACAACCAUUUUGCCAGCAAUCCUGUAAACAGUGCUGUCUGCAGAAAGUGACUUUGCAGUCCAUAUAAUGCAGAAGAGAGGAGAGCACAAUUUUAGCAUGCGUAGUCAUGGGAAUGCAGAAUCCUGGGUAUUGAUUUAUUUGCCAAACAGUCUCGCAAUCUUCAGUGGAUGGUAGUAAACUUUUGACUGAUUCUUUAAUUUCACUUAAACAUGCACCCAUUGCAAAAUGAUAUUUUGGGUUUUCUUUUUAUAUAAUGGGUCAAGUUGGCACUACAGAAGAGUACACUAGUAAAUAUUUGUCUGUCUUUCAGAAUCUUAAUGAUGCAUAUGGUUUCUGUUGCAGAACUGUUUUGGAUACUUGUUAUUAUAGUAUGACAAAGCUGCUUUCAAAAUAAAAUGGAAAUCAGA
Messenger RNA from Protopterus annectens (West African lungfish), 2805 nucleotides. It is a transcript of the gene YWHAZ, whose product is annotated as tyrosine 3-monooxygenase/tryptophan 5-monooxygenase activation protein zeta. The coding region runs from base 357 to 1112 and encodes 251 amino acids. NCBI's taxonomy places the organism in Eukaryota, Metazoa, Chordata, Ceratodontiformes, Protopteridae. The record is from RefSeq and is a predicted model, not a curated record. Gene Ontology annotation, biological process: signal transduction. Gene Ontology annotation, cellular component: cytoplasm. The transcript is spliced from 6 exons.